Messenger RNA from Cyphomyrmex costatus, 5091 nucleotides. RefSeq lists its product as uncharacterized. The record is from RefSeq and is a predicted model, not a curated record. Lineage: Eukaryota; Metazoa; Arthropoda; Insecta; Hymenoptera; Formicidae. Gene Ontology annotation, biological process: DNA integration; proteolysis. The transcript has 6 exons. The coding region runs from base 1 to 5091 and encodes 1696 amino acids. Gene Ontology annotation, molecular function: nucleic acid binding; aspartic-type endopeptidase activity.
AUGAGCAACACCGAGUGGCAUGUCGAGUGUAAUCUGGACGACACAAAUUGCUUAAAGUCACAUCCAGAUCAGUUUUAUCCAAGUCAUUGGAAACGAGGCUCAGCCAGAGCAUUAUACAAACGCAACGCUUGUCUUUGUGCAUGGCAAGAGCUAAAAUCACUGAAUGAUUUUCUUUCAAAACGUUGCAUCGCGCUUGAAGCAAUUUCUAGCAAAUCCUUAAUCAAUCAAUCUGCAAAAUCAAAAAAUUCUUCGGUUUCUAAUCUCGCGACUUCCAAUUUAUCUUGUCCUAAAUGUAAGGAAAAUCAUCCGGUUUACUAUUGUGAAACGUUUCUCAAAUUACCAGUAGAAAGCAGAAUCGCCUUUGCAAAGAAGGUUUAUUUAUGUCUAAACUGUUUGAGAUCUAAUUCUCACCAAGCUAAAAAUUGCACUUCAAGUUCUUGUCGCAAAUGUAAAGGUCAACACAAUACACUUUUACAUUUGUCAAAGUCAGCAGACGCUAACGAGUCGUCUAAUGCGAAAGCAGCUGUGACUUCCGAUACAGAAACUUCUGCGAAGCCAGGUGCAACACAAUGUUUAUCUACUUAUCAAUCUCUAGGAAUUAUAUUAUCAACAGCUAUUAUUCAUGUAUUUGACUGUAAUAAUCACAUCCAUUCGUGUCGUGUAUUGUUAGAUAGCGGAUCACAAAUGAAUUUCAUUACGCAGAGUCUUGCCGACAAAUUGUGCCUCAAUAAAAAGCAAAUAGAGAUAUCUAUUUCAGGUGUAACUAAUGCUAACAUUCGAGCCAAUCGAGCGACAGUCGUUCAUAUAAAAUCGCGGUUCAACAAUUUUAGCGAGAGGAUAGAAUGCGUUGUUUUGCCAAAAAUUACUCAACAAUUGCCUCAAAAAUUCAUUUCCAAGCAGAAUAUAACUAUACCAAAUAAUUUAAAGUUGGCCGAUCCUGAUACUAUGAUUUCUGAAAACAAUAAUUUGACUGAUGUCGAAAAAUUUCAAUAUUUGCGUUCAUCAUUAUCAGGCGAGGCAGCUGAUUCAGUUGAGUCAUUGGAUUUAACAGGAGAGAAUUUUAUAGUCGCAUGGCGCAUUUUAUCAGAGCGUUACGACAGAAUUCGUGUCAUUGUCCAGUCUCACAUUCAAGCAAUUCUUGACAUUCCGUGCAUUAAAAAGGAGAGUCAUUCAGAACUCAAUUCAUUGAUCAAUAUUACAAUAAAGCAUGUGAAUGCCUUAAAGUCACUCAAGCGUCCAGUUGACAAUUGGGAUGAUAUUCUUAUUCAAAUUCUAGGUAAUAAACUUGACUCCAAGACAUAUCGUGAUUGGGAGGAUACAUUACAUUCAGAUCAACUACCAACAGUCGAUCAAUUUAUACAAUUUAUAUUGAAAAAGUGUAAUACACUUGAAUCAAUUAGCAGCAAGGAGAAUACCUCCACAAAUAGUAAGGCGAAUCAAGGAGGUUCUCCCUUUUUAAAAUUACCAGUGUCUCGUAGAAUAGAGGAAAUAAAGAAACGAAAACUGUGCAUAAAUUGUCUUAAAUCCAAGAAUCAUAUAGCCGCACAGUGUAUAUCUGGUACAUACAAGCAGGGCAAUUCAAAGUCUGUUGCAACAAAUGGAUCGUCUCCUAGUCAGCCUGUUGUUUCUGAAGCAGUUAAUUCUCAAACAAUAGUUACUCAUUACAUGAGCAAUUGCGAUGACAGAUAUGCUAUGUUAUCAACUGCAAUAGUCAAUACAUUUGAUAUUGCAGGAAAUAAGGUACUCUGUAGGGUGUUAUUGGAUAAUGGUUCACAGGCUAAUUUAAUCACACGAGAAUUCUUAUCCAAGUUAAAUGUAACAACUAAACCACAUCAGGUUUCCAUUGUUGGAAUAAAUCAGUUAGUCAGUAGUGCAAACGAGAUGGCUACUAUCACAAUUCAGUCACGCAUAAAUAAUUUUCAGUUAACCAUAGAUUGCAUAGUUACCGAUAGAAUUACUGGAUCGAUUCCAAUGAUACAUAUCAACAAACGCGCGAUAAAUAUUCCCAAAAAUAUCAAACUGGCGGAUCCACAAUUCAAUGUACCAUCGGAAGUUCAACUGUUGCUAGGUGUUGAUGUCUUUUGGCAGCUAUUGUGCGUUGGUCAAAUUAAGUCGUCUUCGAACAAUCCCACAUUACAAAAAACACAUUUUGGAUGGAUUUUAGCAGGAUCUAUUAACAAUAAAUGCUUAAAGAUUAACAGCCAUAGGGGCACUAACAGCCAUAGGGGCACGAUAACCAGUUGUUUGGUUUCUAUCGAUCCUUCCAACAAACAUUUUUUAAAAACGGUUACAAGAGAUUCUAAAGGUAGAUUUAUUGUUACUUUACCGAUUAAGUCCCCACAUCUUCAAAAACUCGGUGAAUCUCGAAACAUAGCUUUGCGCAGAUUAUACAAUUUAGAGAAACGUUUCAAACAUAACGAUCAAUUAAAGGUUGACUAUACAAAGUUCCUACAAGAAUACUUAAAACUAGGACACAUGCAGUUAGCAGACGAGUCAAAUCUCAAUGAUAAUACAGUGCGAUUUUAUCUACCACAUCAUUGUGUAGUUAAGCAAACCAGCACUACAACCAAGCUCAGGGUGGUAUUUGAUGGAUCGUGCAAAUCUAGUACUGAUGUAGUAAAAAUGUACAGACAGAUCCUUGUCAAUCAGUCACAAUUAUCAUUGCAGUCUAUACUGUGGCGGGAUCAUGAUGCUGAAUCGGUUCGUACAUAUGAAUUGAAAACUGUCACAUAUGGCACUGCAUCAGCUCCUUAUUUAGCGACCAGAUGUCUAAAGUAUUUAGCUGAGAUAUAUCACAAUGAAUUUUCAGUAGGUGCAGAAGCGAUCAUUAAUGAUGUUUACGUGGAUGACUUGUUGACUGGUGCGCAAUCGUUGCCUGAAGCAAAGUUGAAACGUGAUCAAAUCAUAACCAUUAUGUCAAAGGGUGGUUUUGCAUUGGAUAAAUGGUUUGCUAAUAACGAGAAUCUAUUAGAGGGACUCCUGGUUACAGGUGGUCAGGAAAAUAUUCAUUUAGCCGAAUCUUCUACGACUCGCAUACUUGGAAUGCAAUGGAAUCCACAUGAGGAUUCAUUUUGUUAUACAGUUAACAUAGAAUACAUGCAUUCGAAUAUUACAAAGAGGAUUAUGCUGGCAGAGACUUCGUGCUUAUUUGAUCCUUUAGGAUUAAUCGGUCCAAUUAUCCUCGUUGCUAAGUUGAUGAUACAAGAAUUGUGGAGAUUGCAAUUAGAUUGGGAUGAGUCAGUUCCGGCAAAUAUACAUUCGCGUUGGUUAGAUUACAAGACACAAAUAUCUAAAUUAAUUGAAUUACGUAUUCCAAGAUUGGUUGGUCCGACUAUUGAAACGCUAGAAGUACAAUUUCAUGGAUUUGCUGACGCCAGUCAGUAUGCUUACGGAGCUUGCUGUUAUUUAAGGAUACGUGAUUCACAAAACUAUUGUCGCACACAAUUAUUAGCAUCUAAGUCGCGAGUUGCACCAGCAAAGGCAAUUUCAUUACCGCGUUUAGAAUUGUGUGCAGCGCUACUUUUAGCUCAGUUACAAGAGAGUUUGCUUAAGGCAAUUAAAUUUCAACCACAUCAGAUAUAUCUUUGGACUGAUUCUACCAUUGCAUUAUCAUGGAUCAGAUCGAGUUCACGCAAAUUUGCAACAUUUGUAUCUAAUCGUAUUGGAGAAAUUCAAAGAUUAACUAAAAUCAGUGAUUGGCAUCAUAUUUCCACAAAACAUAACCCCGCAGACAUCAUUUCUCGCGGGGCAAGCCCUUCGGAAUUAAUGAAAUCAAGGAUGUGGUGGAAUGGCCCAGAAUGGUUAGUUUGGGAUGAAAAGGAUUGGCCUGAUAACCAUCCACGAUACCCAGAAACUUUACCAGAUCAAGUAAGAGUCAACAUAUAUGUUGUAAGACAAACAUCAGAUGUCGUUGAGAAUCUGAUUGUUAGAUAUUCUAGUUUUGACAAAUUAAUUAGAGUUUUAGCAUAUACAUUGCAAUUCAUUCACAACUGUAAAAAUCCGUUAGAGAAACGUAUUGGUAUUACUACAUUACAAGAUCGCGAGCGUGCAUUACAGGUGUUGCUUAGUUACGUGCAGCAUCAAUAUUUCGGUUCAGAAAUACAUGAAUUAAAGCGUGUAGGAGUGAUACCUAAAACAAGUAAGAUAUUAUCUCUUAAUCCGUUUCUGGAUCAGAAUGGAUUACUGCGAGUAGGUGGUCGCUUAAAACAUUCUGACAUAUCUUACGAAGCUAAACAUCCAAUUUUGUUACCCAAAGACCAUACGAUUACGAAACUCAUCAUACGUGAUGAGCAUAUUAAGAAUCUGCAUGCAGGAGUUCAAUUAACAUUAUAUGCAGUCCGCAGCAAAUUUUGGCCAAUUUCAGCCAAAGUAACUACUCGCAACGUUAUAAAAAAUUGUAUAACAUGCUUCAAAUGUAAACCUAGUACCUCACAGGUUAUCAUGAGUGAUCUUCCGAAUACUCGAGUAACUCCGUCACAUCCUUUCACACAUACUGGCUUAGACUUCGGCGGUCCAUUUGUUGUGAGGGAACAUAAGCGUCGUAAUGCAAGGCUACUUAAGGUAUAUAUAUGCAUUUUCAUAUGCUUUUCCACCAAGGCAGUGCACAUAGAAUUGGUGGCUGACUUAUCAUCAGAGGCUUUCCUAGCUUCAUUUAAACGAUUCAUGGCGCGAAGAGGCAGGGUCGCAUGCCUGUAUUCGGACAAUGGGACGAAUUUUGUGGGAGCAGCUAGAGAACUUAACGACUUGCAUGAGAUGUUUGCGAAGGAACAAGUACAGCGAAAAUUAAAUGACUUCUUUGUAGAAGCACAAAUUCAGUGGCAAAACAUACCUCCUAAUGCUCCGCACUUUGGAGGUCUUUGGGAGGCAGCUAUCAAGUCUGCCAAGUAUCAUAUGAAAAGAAUUAUAGGCAAUGCUUCUCUUAAUUAUGACGAAAUGUCAACAGCAAUCACUGAGAUUGAGGCUAUUUUAAAUUCACGUCCUGUAAGUCCAAUGUCAAACAAUCCAAAUGAUGUUCAAGCGUUAACACCUGGACAUUUUUUUAUUGUUAAACCAUUAAAUAGUGUGGCGGCCCUUCCGCCACAAUAUCAGUAG